Messenger RNA from Oppia nitens, 2176 nucleotides. RefSeq lists its product as uncharacterized. The record is from RefSeq and is a predicted model, not a curated record. Bases 23 to 2122 code for a protein of 699 amino acids. NCBI's taxonomy places the organism in Eukaryota, Metazoa, Arthropoda, Arachnida, Sarcoptiformes, Oppiidae. The transcript has 5 exons.
UGUUUAAUAAAAGUUUUAAAAAAUGACAGCUAAUACUGUUAAUGAAGUUGAUUUGAUAACUGAAAUUAAUUCAGUAAAUACAGAACAAAUCAAUAAAGUUGAUAAUCAAUGCAUAUUAGAGAGUCAUAUGGAUAUAGAUAUAGGCGUUCAAAAAAAUUUGUUAAAAAGAAAAGCUGACGACAAUAUAAAUCAAUUAAAUUCUGAAUUUAUAAAUCAAGAUAAUAAUGAUGUUAUAACGGUUAAUACAAACAAUCAUCAACAAUUAACAAUGUUAUUGUUGGGUGAGACUGGUGUCGGCAAAUCAACAUUUAUUAAUGCAUUUGUCAAUUAUCUAUUGUUUGACAAAAUGGUUGACGCAGUAAACAAAUUACAUUGUUUGAUACCAACAAAGUUCACACUAACCGAUCCGGAAACUGAUUUGGAUAUGGUUUGUACGUUUGGUGAACCGAGUGAUACGGAAAAUACAGAUAAAACCUGUAAAUCUGCCACACAAUACCCCCGAUGUUAUACAUUUGAUUUUGGCGACUAUCGGCUCAAUAUUAUCGAUACGCCCGGUAUUGCCGAUACUGGUGGGCUGACUAAAGACAAACAAAAUAUUCAAAAUAUUCUGAAUUUUAUAUCAAAUUAUAAAACAAUUAACGGAAUAUGUGUACUAUUGAAACCAAAUCAAUCAAGAGGUACGGCACAGUUUUUAUAUACACUAAAUGAGUUGUUAUCUCAGUUGAACAAAUCGGCCGCCGAUAACAUAAUGUUUGUGUUUACCAACGCUCGGAGCACUUUCUAUGCACCGGGAGAUACAACAGUUCCCAUAAAAACAGCGCUAAAUAAGAUCAAACAGAGACCGCCAAAUGUUGAGAUAAAGUUUGACAAAACCAAUAGAUUUUGUUUCGAUAACGAGUCGUUUCGUUAUUUAGUUGCCGUCAGUCAACCAAAUAAUAUUAAUUUUGAUGAAGAUAUUCAAAGUUUAUAUGGAAAUAGUUGGGAAAAAUCAGUUAAAGAGUGCUUACGAAUGAUGAGCUAUAUAUCUGAUGUAAAGCCACAUAAUGUUAAAGAGACCCUUAGUGUAAAUGAGGCCAAACGUACCAUCAAAUUGUUGACACAACCGUUGGCUGAUAUCACUGAAAAUAUUGCCGACAAUAUUAAAACAUGUGAAAUACGAAAAGAAAAUAUUAAACAAUUCAAUGGCAAUAUUGAAGACUUGAAACGUGAACUUUAUAUACCCGUUAUUGAAAUCGAGUCCAAACCGUUAGACUAUCCGAUGACUGUUUGCGAAGAUAAAGACUGUGUAGAGAUUGUGGUCAUCGACGGCCAAUCGUUCAAACAUUAUCGGCAAUUAUGUCACGAACAUUGUUAUCUGGAUAUCGACGACGGAAACGUUAUCGGAAAUGUCGGUAUAUUGGGUUGUGUGGCAUUCGGUAAUCGGGACAAUAAUUGCCGAUAUUGUAGACACAGCUAUAUGACACACUUACAUGUCAGAUAUGAAACUAGAAAAGUUAAUUCAGAGCGCAGGGAUGAGUUUAAAUCAAAUAUUAUUACUGAUAAACAAAAGGCUAUGGAAGCGCAACAGGAAAUGGUUAAGGAAUUAGCGGACAGACAGAUUGAAUUUGAAAAUGAAAGUAAAGUUAUCAAUGAAUGUAUGGCAGAAUUCGCCGCUUUUCUCAAACAUAAUGCUUUGACACCGUUUAACGACGCUUUCGAGGAUUAUGUCAAACAUUUGAUUAGAGUUGAAGAACAUAACUUAGCACUUAUACCGGGAGAGUCGUCGUCCAGACAAUCGGUCGAACAGUUAGAAAGUUUGCUAAAACAAUAUCAACACGAAAAAAAUGUUAUAAUCGAUUCAAUGGAGAAAAAUGGUGACAAUUAUUCAGCCGUCACUUUGGAUGAUAUCGACAAAUGUCUUAAUAAAUUGUAUAGUUUGCCCAUUAAUGGCCAAAAGAUACAGCAAAUGAUAAAAAUGCAAUUGAAUAUUGUGGACAAAAUUCAUGUACAAACACAACAACAAGUUAUUGAAGUACCGGUUAACCAGAAUAAUAGUAUUGUUAAAGGUUUAAAAAAAUUUUAUAAUAAUGUUUCAAACAAUAGCCGUAAAGCUUGUAAAAAAAUUCAACACAUACUUACUUAAUGUUUAAAUUGAUAAAAUUAAUACAGUUUUCAAAAUUAUAAUUAUUUAUAAUUU